AUGCCUCGACGCCCGAAAAUCGUGAACAAGAAUGAUGCCCCAGCCGCGUGGUCAAAACGAGCUCGAGCUGACCUCAGGAGCAUCACGCCUCCAGAAAACCUCCGCAACCGCCCGCACGCGCCAAAAAAGGAAAUUCCAUCGUCACCCGAUGAGCGUGUUCCACGAGACCGGAGAACGGAGAACGAAGAACCCAGAAGCCUCGUGUUCGAAAUUCUCGUUCUCGUCGUGGCGCGCACGAGGUCAAACCGCAUGCGCCUUGCCCAUGUGAACACCAGCACGUGCUUCUCCCUCCAUCCAGAUGUCAAUUCCAAGAUUGCGUUCACCAAGGUUCCGUUCACUUCUCUAGUCCUUCCACCACCUUGGCACUUCAUUUCACCCACCGCCACAUCCUCACGCACCUGUCUCCCGAGGCCCGGGGAACACAAGCGCCCGCCCGCAGUAUCAAGUAUAGUACCAAUAGCUCGACCCAACCCCGGCUCCAAAUCUCGAUAUUUUGAUCUUGCGCCAUCGUGA
This is a messenger RNA of Parastagonospora nodorum SN15, 513 nucleotides long. RefSeq lists its product as hypothetical. The record is from RefSeq and is a predicted model, not a curated record. The transcript has 2 exons. NCBI's taxonomy places the organism in Eukaryota, Fungi, Ascomycota, Dothideomycetes, Pleosporales, Phaeosphaeriaceae. The coding region runs from base 1 to 513 and encodes 170 amino acids.